CUGUCUGCGUGUUAGUACAACAUAUUUCAACGUAUUCUGCACAAUUUGAAUGGAUGAAUGUUUUUAAAAUCGCUCCCGUAGUAGACCCAGGAUAUGGUUUCCUUAUACAUGUUAAGGUUCCUGUAUAUAGAAGUAACAACGUGACAGAGUUUCAAGAGUCUCUUAAAAAUGUUGUAAAGCCAUACACGGAUAACAUUAAUCACGACGAUACUUAUGUGAAAGUUUGCCAGCGUCUUAUCGUCUUUUGUCGGGAAAUUGAUAUGAUUGUAUUUUUGUGGAAAUCCAUUUUCCGACCUGGCACAACCAUCUAUGAAGACCUUAACGAAUAUUCCCUUACUCAUAUAAAUUAUUUUAUAUCAAUUGAUAAUGCAAACGGGUUAGUAAAGCACCUUGAGGCAAUACCUGAUGAUUUUGACAUUGAUUAUGUCUCAAAGUUCCACGAGAGAAUCUUUACAUUAUUGGAUAGUCCUGAAACAAUUUGGGAUGAAAAUAAUAUCGAUUCAAUGCUCAAGCUACUCAAUAACACUAAAUUGAAUUGGCAAAAGGAUUCUGCACUGAAAGCACUCAACUAUAUUUCU
Racocetra persica is the source of this 578-nucleotide messenger RNA. Lineage: Eukaryota; Fungi; Glomeromycota; Glomeromycetes; Diversisporales; Gigasporaceae. The record is from the annotation of a GenBank genome assembly.